AUGUUCUCGUGUGUGAAACAGAGGUUUUUAAAAAAUAAUACUAAUCAUAAUUUGAAAUCCAUCUUUAUAUCAGUCUACAUACUUAUGACGCUUAUUGGUAUAUUCCCUUAUAGUCUGAAAUUUAAUUCGAAAAGCUGCAAAGUUAUCAGGCGAUCAAUAUAUCUUAAUGCAAUGUGUGCAGUCACUGUCAAUAUUGCAUUGUUAGGAUUUCUUUUCUUUCAUGUACAACAUGUUGUCUUGUACACAAGAUCCAGUAGUUUUACUGAAACUAUCACAACGCAAAUAAACUAUAUCUUGGAAUUGGUAAAUUUGAAUCUUGCAACAUUUGUGGCUUACAUUUGGGCCUAUAAAAAUAGAUACAAUUAUAUCAAAAUAUUAAACUGCCUUUCAUCUUCUUGGACGGAACUUCCGACUUAUGAAAAUCGUGUAUUGGACAAGUUGUAUAUUCAAGUUCAAACUUGUGCUGCAAUGGUUGCAAUGAUAUUCGUAAUUAUGGUGUGUGUGAACUUUUCUAGGGAUGACUCUUUGUGGAAGAUACUUCUAGUUUCGUUUUCUUUCAACUUGCCUAUGAUAAUACAAAUAAUAAUGAUAGCCUUCUACAGCAGCCUCAUUCUAAUGGCUGUAGCGUCUUUAGCUAUUAUAAAUGAGAAUUGUUUAAAUUUGAUAAAAGAUAAGAAAUAUCCAAUGGGAUAUUUUAUUAAAGUGGAAAAUCGUUCAGCUACUGUUACUCUGAGGCACCUGGAAUUAGUUUACGUAAAAGUCAUAGAAACGAAACGGGAGAUAAAUGCAGCAUUCGAAGCAUCGAUCCUGGUGACUUUACUCCAAUGCUUCCACUGCAUGGUGAGCGAGUCGUACAUCAUCUACCACGGGAUCGCUGUCAAGAAAAACUUUUCAUUUCAUGAGACUUUCAAUUGUACAUUGUGGUUAGGAUAUCAAGUUCUAAAAAUAUUUGCAUUGGCAUACACUGGUGAUAAGCUCAAAUGUGAGGUCUCAAAGAUAGGGCAAAAUAUCCACAAUAUUCCUGUAGAAAAAAUUGACCAAAGGAUGUUGCUGGAGAUACAACACUUUUCUUCGCUCGUCUUGCAUCAAAGUGGCGAUUUAACUGUUUAUGGCUUCUUCGCUAUCGAUGCUACUUUAUUAUUUCAUAUACUGGCGUCAGCAGCAAUGUAUUUAGUAAUUCUUUUGCAGUUUGAUAAUUAA
Molecule: messenger RNA, 1200 nt
Organism: Plodia interpunctella (Indianmeal moth)
Lineage: Eukaryota; Metazoa; Arthropoda; Insecta; Lepidoptera; Pyralidae
Gene: Gr68
Product: putative gustatory receptor 28b
Exons: 4
Coding region: 1-1200 (399 amino acids)
Biological process (GO): male courtship behavior; chemosensory behavior; sensory perception of taste
Cellular component (GO): axon; neuronal cell body; dendrite
Source: RefSeq, a predicted model, not a curated record